AUGCGUUCUUUCUCUGGCUGGGGUUCUCGGGAAUGUUGCUAUUCUCAGAGGUCAAUAUUUCGGCACUUUGAGACAUCACCGCGAGACAAGAACAAGGACGUGAGCGUCUCCCAACACCAAGAUCAACACGUCUUCCAGGAUGACCAUGUGUGGCUUCAUGUGCCCGCUGAGCUUCGGUUUAUACACGUCAAAGACCCUUAUGCACAGCAAGACGAGCCUCCCCUACGGCUUGGGGAUGCUCAGGAAGCAGAACCGGAAUCGGUUCCGGUUCUUGACUUUCAUGGAGUCAUUCUUGACUCACCUGUAGAAGUAUGCGUCUCAACUCCAACAGUUGAACCUCAAGAUUAUCCCGAACAGCCACAAACACCAGAUAUAGACGAGCCAGCAUCAAAAUCAAACUUGACAGCAUUACACUUGCUAAGGCAUUUCAAGCAAGGUCCUGGCCAAUGGAUGGACAUAUUUGACACGGGAUCUUACUUCUCGUGCAAAGUCCCAGUCAUAGCAGCCACAAAGCCCCUCCUUAAAUCAGCAGUCUGCGCAGUCUCGGCCAAGCAUCUCGAUCGUCUCUGUCGAGCCGAGACUUCUUCUGAAAACAGCUUUUAUGCAUCCCGUUACGCUGUUGACUGGCAGUACCAGUCCGCAAAGCAUUAUGGCGAAGCUAUCAAUCACCUCAAAACUGCGGUUGACUUGCGAGCAUAUGAAAAUGACUUGAGUGAUAAGGAGGACAUGCUUGCUGCUGUGGCGAUACUUUGCAUAUAUGAACUUAUGGAUGCACCUGAUACUGCCUGGAGAGCACAUCUGAAAGCUUUGCCGCUUUUUGACCCCAAAUCGGAUCCUUUCGCUGCCCCGUCACCAGUAGUAAUCCCUCGGACGGCAAUCCAAGGCCCCAUCUUUUGGAGUCUGGCAAGGCAAGACCUGUUGUGCGCGUUUAUCAGCGAAACACAGACUCGCCUUGAUCUAAAAGACAUGCGCCUAUGGCAGAAUGCAGGUCUCGCUACAAACGAAAACGGCUCUCUGAUGCCAUUUAGCCCUCCCGGCUCAGCAGACGUUCGCACCUCGGCCGAUAUUGAGGAAGACACCAGGAGCAACGAGCUAACCUGGCUUCUGGGCAAAAUAUCUAAUUACCUUACUUCUGGGGAUGCCAUCAACCCCACGGACUACGCUCUACCUCAUGGACAGCGUCCUCCAGUCGGAGUUACCCAGGAGCGACUUCUUGAGCGAUGGAAAUUGUUAAUGGCAGAGUUGCAAAAAUGGUAUCAUAGUCUCCCCUCGACCUUUCAACCGAGUGCCAGGACGGCAUAUUCAGGAGGUGAGGAGAUAUGCUUCACCAACUUUGAGCAAAUAUGGUACGAGUUACCAAUCUGCGCCGCAACAAUGCAAAACUACCACAUGGCUAUGAUCCUCCUCCUGGUCAACAGACCCCAAGAGUCAACAGCCAUACGUUCCACAGUUUCCGCCCGUCUCAACUCUUACCGGCAGAUCCAAACCAAAGUACACGACCAUGCGAGAGAGAUAUGUGGUAUCAGCCUGGCUAAUCCCACGGAUCCGAUGAGGAUUAAUUCUGUGCAGGCGCUGUUUGUCGCGGGGCAAGUGUUUUUUGAGAGGUGUGAACAGGAGGCUGUUUUGAAGCUGCUAGAAGGGAUACAGAGGGAUCUUGGAUGGACCACUAGCUUUCACACGGCCAAGCUUGUUGAUGAAUGGCCAAAGGGAUAG
Messenger RNA from Fusarium vanettenii 77-13-4, 1713 nucleotides. RefSeq lists its product as uncharacterized. Gene Ontology annotation, cellular component: nucleus. The transcript is spliced from 5 exons. NCBI's taxonomy places the organism in Eukaryota, Fungi, Ascomycota, Sordariomycetes, Hypocreales, Nectriaceae. Gene Ontology annotation, molecular function: DNA-binding transcription factor activity; transcription cis-regulatory region binding. Bases 1 to 1713 code for a protein of 570 amino acids. The record is from RefSeq and is a predicted model, not a curated record. Gene Ontology annotation, biological process: positive regulation of transcription by RNA polymerase II.